Molecule: messenger RNA, 2208 nt
Organism: Jatropha curcas
Lineage: Eukaryota; Viridiplantae; Streptophyta; Magnoliopsida; Malpighiales; Euphorbiaceae
Product: lysM domain receptor-like kinase 3
Biological process (GO): innate immune response; protein phosphorylation
Molecular function (GO): ATP binding; transmembrane receptor protein kinase activity
Source: RefSeq, a predicted model, not a curated record
UCUUCAGGAAUUGUAGUUGUUGGCUUCUUCCACAUCAGCAUCAACUUCACCAUCCAAUUUUUCAAUACUUAAACAUCUAUUUCAUUUUUUUUAACAGCAUGCUGGUUUUUUUAUUGUUUGAUUCUUGAAAAUUCUGAAAUUUAAACUUGUUCUCGAGCUAAUGAAGCAAAUUUGACUUCUGGUGGGAAAAUGUGUUGUUUAGAUUUUAAAAGUAGGAAUCUUUUGGUGGGUUUUGUGGGUUUGAUCUCAUUUUCGUACUGUUCCUAUAGUUUUCAUGUCUCUCCAAUGCCAUGUAAUAAGUCAUUAAUCCAAUCAUGUCCUGCUUCAUUCUAUUAUGUUCCAGACACCAUUAGUAGCCCUCAAGAAACAGCUUCUUUGUUUCAUGUGAACGAUACUGCAGUUAAUAGGACUGUUGACGGUUUCUUGAUCAGGGUAAUUUGCAGCUGCCAAACUGGGUAUAAUGACUUCACUUGGCGCAUGGACUACUUGGUCCAGCCUGGGGAUUCAUGGAAGAGAAUUUCGUUGCAAUUUGGUUCAUUUGCGGUGGAAAAAACUCAAAAUAAAUUGAUUGCAGAACGAAUUAUAACUCUUGAUUUUCUAUGUGGUUGUUCUGAAAAUGCAUAUUUGCUUAGCUACAGGGUUAAAAUGGGAGAUACACUGUUUGCAAUUUGUUCUCGGUUUAAAUCUGAUUUAAAGAAGACUAUCAGCUUGAAUGGGCUGGAAAAUCCAGACCUCAUCCAUGAUGGUGAUAUUCUAUUUAUACCAGAACCAGUGGGGGGCCUUCAAAACCUUACCAUACUUGAAGUGGACAGUAAAGAUGCAGAAGCCAAAAAAGCGCCAAAAUCUCGAAUUCAUAUUUUGGUUGCAGGCAUAUCUGCUGCUGCUAUUAUCAUACUGCUAGCAGUCGUCCUUGUAUCCUGGAAAAGAUUUAGGGGGAAAAGAGCACAACAAUCGAAAGCUCUUCCGCAGAGAACAGAUUGCUUGGACUGUAAUCAGGAUGCAUGCCCUUGUCCUGGAAAAUCUGAAAAAAGCACAGCUUCCUCAUUGAACUCAGAUAAAGCUACUGUUUUCCCUUACAAUGAAAUUCUUGAUGCAACUUCCAACUUCAGUGUAACUUUAAAGGUUGGCCAAGGAUCAUAUGGAUCAGUUUACCAUGGAAAAUUAAGAGGAAUGGAUGUUGCCAUCAAGCAGAUGAAAGAUACAAAGUCAAAGGAGUUCUUGUCAGAGCUAAACAUUCUCUGCAGAGUUCAUCACACAAAUUUGAUUGAGCUUAUCGGAUAUGCUGCUGGUGGAGACUCAUUGUUUUUAAUAUAUGAAUUUGCCCAAAAUGGUGCAUUGAGUGAUCAUCUACAUAUCCCCACUUCAAGAGGUCAUAACCCUCUUUCUUGGAUUACCCGCGUCCAGAUUGCUCUUGAUGCCGCUAAAGGGCUUGAGUAUAUACAUGAACACACAAAACCAUAUUAUGUCCAUCGAGAUGUGAAAACAAGCAAUAUUCUUUUAAAUUCCAAUUUUCGAGCAAAGAUCGCAGAUUUUGGACUGGUAAAGUUGCUAGAGCAUUCUUCGGAUAUACGAGCAGCAGCAUCUAGAAUUGUUGGCACAUUUGGUUAUCUCGCACCUGAGUAUGUUCGAGAUGGAUUUGUGACCACAAAGAGUGAUGUCUAUUCAUUUGGAGUUGUUCUUAUGGAACUACUUACUGGCCAACCGGCAAUAAGUAAGGAUGCAAGUCAUGGAAGUGUUGAACACAACGAACAUCGUUCUUUAGUGCAAUAUAUGCUGUCAUCAUUAAAUGAUACCAAGGAUCCUUUUACCCAGAUAGAGAAAUGCAUUGACCCAAAUCUGACUUGCUUCCACCAAGAUUCACUCUGCCAGAUGGCUCUCUUGUCCAAAGACUGUGUUGAUGAUAAUUGGAACCGACGUCCUGAUAUGAGUAUAGUUGUGCUACGCCUUUCACACAUCCUGUUGGACUCCAGAGCUUGGGAUGAACAGCAAAACAAGCAUCUCACGGGCUAAAGUUAUGCCAACCAUAGUUCAUAAAUGAAGGUACUCAACUGUAGUUUUUAAAUGCUUUUGGAAUUCCUGUUAAACUGAAAUUAUUUCAUUAGAAAGCUUUUACAGCAAUCAUGUAUGUGUUUAGUAAAUGAUGAAGUAUGACAUUUGAAAAUUAGUUUGGUAUUAAUAGCAUAUAAAGAGAGGGUAAUCUUCUUUGAA